Dujonia railenensis is the source of this 1503-nucleotide messenger RNA. The record is from the annotation of a GenBank genome assembly. NCBI's taxonomy places the organism in Eukaryota, Fungi, Ascomycota, Pichiomycetes, Serinales, Debaryomycetaceae.
AUGAUACCCAGAGUGAGACCUAACAACAUAAGGGUCGGUAGGUUGAAGAAUAUUAAUUUUUCAGCUCGAUCCUUUACUUCAAAAUCUGCCUUAUUUUAUGUCACUCCAUCGCCCACACCCAAGCCAGCAGUUCAAGGUUCUAAUCCUCAACUAGCAUUCCCCUGUUUGGAUAAAUUAGAGGCCAAAAAUGAAAAAUUACAGACAUGUGGCAUAGACGCUGACAACGUGAGUUCAUUGGAAACCGGCCCAGAGCCAUCCUACUCAUUUGUUCAAACUGGCUUUGAACUUUUCAAGUCUACGGAACCAAUCCAUUUGGAUCAUGGAGGAGUGCUUCCUGAGUACGAGAUAGCGUACGAAAGUUGGGGUGAAUUGAACAGCGAGAAGUCUAACUUGGUUCUCAUUCACACUGGGUUAUCUGCUUCAUCACAUGCACACUCACAGCCUAAAAAUACCAAGCCUGGUUGGUGGGAGGGCUUCAUUGGACCUGGCAAGUAUAUCGAUACUGAUAAAUACUUUGUAGUAUGCACCAACGUCUUAGGAGGGUGCUACGGAUCUACCGGGCCAUCUUCUCGAGAUCCAGCUGAUGGUGAACAUUAUGCAACGAGGUUCCCGAUCCUAACAGUGAACGACAUGGUCAGAGCCCAACGAGAAUUGGUUAAUAAGCAGUUCGGUGUCACCAAGGUACACGCGUGCGUUGGAGCUUCAAUGGGUGGAAUGCAAUCGUUAGCAUAUGCCUGGGAAUUCGAAGAUGAGGUCAACAAGGUAGUUUCCAUAUCUGGAUGUGCCAGAUCACACCCAUACUCGAUUGCAUUAAGACACACUCAAAGGCAAGUGCUAAUGAGUGAUGCCAAUUGGAACAGAGGGUUCUACUACGGUAAGGUGCCUCCACAUGUGGGGAUGAAGCUUGCAAGAGAAAUAGCCACUGUGACGUACAGGUCUGGUCCUGAGUGGGAAUACAGGUUUGGACGUAACAGAGCGGAUAGUUCUAGACCACCAGCGCUCUGUCCAGAUUUCCUUGUUGAGACAUACUUGGAUCACGCUGGUGAGAAGUUCUGCAUGGAGUACGAUGCCAACUCAUUGUUAUAUGUGCUGAAGGCCAUGGACUUGUUUGACUUGGGGUACUUGAACAGAUCUCGUGCUCAGAGCACAAGGAAGCAACCUAGUCCAAGCACAGAGAAUAGCAGCAAGACAACAGUUCCAGAACAACCGUACGAAGAAAAGGCAAACUCUGCCUCCCUCACACAAGCAGAAUCGUUGGAUGAUCUUAAAAAAGGAUUGUCGAAAAUUGCCCAUAAGGAUAUUUUGGUUGUCGGAGUCGAGUCUGACAUACUUUUCCCAGUAUGGCAGCAAAGAGAGAUUGCUAACGUUUUGAAAGAAGUCAGCAAAGGAGGAGACAUUAGAUACUUUGAAUUGGGUGAAGAGAUAAGUAACUACGGCCACGACACCUUCUUGUUGUCGUUGGACGAUAUAGGUCCACCAGUGAAGGACUUUUUGGAAAAUUAA